GUUGGGAAUGCCCCCUGGGCCCACAGGUACUUCCGGGGCAGUACAUUCUAGUCAGUCCACAAGUCAAAUGGCAGGCUCGCAGUUAAGCCCGUUGACCCCACACGGCAGGGAGCUCCUCGAGCUCCAACAAGUCGAAAGGAUCCGCGCUCGGUUAGAGAGGGAACCGAAGCAAGCUACCGACAGAGAGAAAGAGAUCAAAAAUAGAACGGCCAGGUUUGAUACGUUAGAGGCAGACAAAGCUGCAUUAGAGGGCUUGGAUGAGUCAGCCAUGACUGACCAAAUGAAAGUGUUGAAGAACAGCGUACUGUCGUUGCAUGCGCAUGUGGACAACAGACUGGACUUCAUGCAGAACUCUUUGGACCAGAUCUUGGACCUUUUGCAAAGGCUAGGAUUAAGGCCAGGAGCACAGUCGUCGUUGCCGUUAACGACGAUGUCAAUCCCCUUUCUGGUACAAGCUGGCACACAGCCAAGUGGUACGUCUGUAGCAUCUGCACAGACUGUUGCUUCUUCUUCUUCUGGGUCAGCGGUGAUAGCUACAACAUCACCGCAACAACCUGUUCCUCAACAGGGACAACCGCAAGGUCAAUGGUACCCAAAGACCCCUAUGAAACCGCCCCUUGCCUUCUCCGGGGAGAAGAAGGACGAGGAACUCAACACAUGGUUGAAAACAGUUCCAAUGUGGGUAAUGGCAAAGAGGACUUUGCAGGAGGAGGAGGUGAUUACUGCUGCAUCUUACCUUGAGGGUAAGGCAGCCAAAUGGCUAGAUGGAAUAGUAGCAAAGGGCGGGUUCGGACGACGUAUGGCAGACUGGGCUAAGACCCUUACGUUAGAAGAAUUCUUAGACAUGGUAGAAGCUCGCUGGCAUAAUCCACAGCAGGCACAAAUUGCCACCGAUGCGAUGCUCAAACUAGACCAACGAAAGUACAAGUCAGUCAGAGAGCUUACGUCUACCGUAGAAAGCCUCAUCGUUGUUCCCGGCAUACGCUACGAUGAUCAGGUCUUAUUGACCAUGUUUGUGAGAUGUCUACCAGAGAAUCUCAGGACCUUACUAGCCAGCGAGGCUCGCCUCGAGAAUCAUUCGUUUGAGACCUCUAGAAAGGCCUUAGAUUUAGAGGUUACUCUAGGAAGUGCUCAGCCUACUCCAGUAGACGGGAGGAAGAAGAAGAGUCCAAAGGAGUGGAAGAAGAAGGGGAGUCGAUUGAUGAUGGUUGAGUCUGAUGGGACCCAAACCGAGAUCGAGGAGCUUUCAGACCUGAUGGACAGUACAGAGUACGACGGUGAGGAAACCGAUGAGGGUAGCACCCUCGCCACAGUGGUAAAGACUAAGGCAGGUGGCUGAGGGAAGGGCCAUCAAAAGGGUCAAGGGCAGACCGCCUCCAAUCAGGCCAAAGUUACUGAUUGGGUAAAGGCAGGUAUUGA
Molecule: messenger RNA, 1419 nt
Organism: Chara braunii
Lineage: Eukaryota; Viridiplantae; Streptophyta; Charophyceae; Charales; Characeae
Source: the annotation of a GenBank genome assembly